Messenger RNA from Sphenostylis stenocarpa, 714 nucleotides. NCBI's taxonomy places the organism in Eukaryota, Viridiplantae, Streptophyta, Magnoliopsida, Fabales, Fabaceae. The record is from the annotation of a GenBank genome assembly.
AUGGCAGGAAGUGAAUGGCAUUUAAACUCUCCAAUGCUGAAUGCAUCAAGUGGUGUUGGCUAUGUUACCAAUAUUGGUGGUCUUAAUUCCUAUGUCUCGGGUUCCCCUUUCUCCAUCUUCGCCAUUCUUCUUGUUUCCGAUAUUUUUGGAUUUACAGUACCGCUUUUCAGAGAGCUUGCAGACAAGGUCGCAGCUACUGGAUAUUUUGUUGUGGCUCCUGAUUUCUUCAAUGGCGACCCUUUUGAUUCUGAUAAUGUGAACAGGCCCUUACCUGUUUGGAUACAAGAUCAUGAACCGGAAAAAGGUUUUGAAGCUGCAAAACCUGUUAUUGAAGCCUUAAAAAGUCAAGGUUUUUCUGCUGUCGGAGUUGCUGGUUUUUGUUGGGGCGGUAAGACCGCUAGCGCACUUGGGAAAUCCAAACAUGUCAAAGCCAGUGUGCUAUUACAUCCAACAUCUGUGGAAGUGGAUGACAUCCGUGGUGAGAAUGAUACAAUUUCUCCUCCAGAGCUUAUACUAGAAUAUAAGCAAGUCCUACAGAAUGCUAUACCUAAGGUUGAUUAUUAUGUAAAAAUAUUCCCCAACGUCUCACAUGGUUGGACUGUGAGCUACGAUCCUAAUGAUCCAAAAGCUGUGAAGGCUGCAGAGAAGGCUCAUAAAAUCAUGAUAUAUUGGUUUCAUAAACAUCUUAAGGAAGCCACAAAUCUUGUUAUGUGA